GUCGAUCGGAUCUAUCCUCUUCCUGUCUUCCAAUCUCCCAUCCUCCUUGUUGAGCUGAUGCUAGUUGUUCUAUUAACCGCCAGCAAGUAGGAGAGUAGAAGAUGUCUUCUGGAACCAAACGCCCUGCUUCCCCGACUGCAAGCUUGGAGCCAACUUCCAAGCAGGCGAAAGUCGAAGUGGCACAGACACCAGUCUUUGAGCUGAACGUGUUGCAUUGGCUCCGCAACAAUACCGAUCACUCUCGAAAUAAUAAUAGGAAUAGAUCAACUCAGUCUCCUCCAGUUGUUGUGCAAGAACCCCAAGAAAUAGCUUGCUAUUCUGUGGCGUUGGACAAGAUUCACUAUGGCAGUCGCGAACAACUCCAUCGCUAUCAAAAACCUGCACUGAAGACGACUAACUUGGGCGACAAGAUAGACGAGUGGAUCCAAUCAUGCGACAAUGACAAACCGUUGGUGGAAACCAUUCUGGAUGCCUUGACGUCGGACCAAAUUGCCAAUGCGGAUGUCAUUACCUUUCGCAACAAUCUCAACAAGAUUGGUGGGACCAUCUUUAACCCCAAGAAUGAUUGGGAAUUGGAAUGUACUCUGCUCGAUGACGACAACAACAAGACACUCUAUCUCGAUGUCCUUCCUGGGAAUCCUCCCCAAGAACCACCCCCCAAAGACAGUUUGCAGUACAAACUGCAGUAUUACGGAUACCGCUUUGAAUCCGUCUGUACGGGACAACAAGACGCCCCCGUCGACAAUCGAUACGAAUUUUGCAGUGUCUUGCGUCUCAACAUGGGAGACACACGGAUCGUCCUGGCGGCCGAAAUGGAUGCCACUACUGUACGCACGAGUACUAGUACUACUAGUGUCCGUGAUUAUGUCGAAUUGAAAACCAUGCGUCCCAUUCGAGGGGACCGGGAUUUGCAAAGCCUGUAUCGCUAUCGGUAUCCCAAGUAUUGGCUGCAAUCCUACUUGGCGGGAAUCCCAACCAUUGUCGUGGGAGAACGGACCGAUGAAGGACAAUUGGUAGAUGUCCGCAGCGUUCCAGUGUCACGAAUGCAUGGGGAGGCAUUGUCAUUUUUCCGCGGAGACGACCGCAAAUGUUGGAAUCCCCAGACGGUGAUUCGUUGGAUUCAUCAUGUAUUGGGAAUGUUGAAGAGUGUCUGCUUGAAGCAUCCUCAUCGAACCAUCCAUGUUCAAUACAAAGGAGAAUCGAGACAGAUUGUGGGAUAUCUGAGGGAUGAUGAUGAUGGCACGGAUGUGAUUGGGAAGAGACUCUUGGCAAGGCAGAAAAAUGGCACUACUGGUACAUCACACAAGUGAAUGAUGAAGGGUUCAUACCUACUGUACCGGUACCUGGUACACCUUCUUUUCAGCAAGAACUUAUUUGAAGCUUGCUCAUUAUUACCUUUCUCGAAAAAGGAACCCUACAUUGCCAAAGCUCCUCCGCCUCUUGGCUGCGUGGAACCUGAUCUAGCUAGCUAGAACCCGGCACUGGUACCAGGUACCAGUAUUUGCUUUACUUGAUGUUGCUUUGAAAGCUCUGCUGGCUUACAUGGUUGAAAGUUAUUGCUUUCGGACGCUUCUUAUGUCUUUGGGUCUCAAAGGCGCCAAAGGGCUUGCGACAUCGGAACCCCAGCGCAUUGACUUUCGGGA
Molecule: messenger RNA, 1643 nt
Organism: Seminavis robusta
Lineage: Eukaryota; Bacillariophyta; Bacillariophyceae; Naviculales; Naviculaceae
Source: the annotation of a GenBank genome assembly